Papaver somniferum (opium poppy) is the source of this 2193-nucleotide messenger RNA. RefSeq names its product ankyrin repeat-containing protein At5g02620-like. The transcript is spliced from 5 exons. NCBI's taxonomy places the organism in Eukaryota, Viridiplantae, Streptophyta, Magnoliopsida, Ranunculales, Papaveraceae. The record is from RefSeq and is a predicted model, not a curated record. Gene Ontology annotation, molecular function: protein binding. The coding region runs from base 51 to 2003 and encodes 650 amino acids.
AAAAAAAAAAAAAAAAAGGAUAAUACAUAUAUCAAUACAAGCUCUAAGAGAUGAACAGCGCCACCUCUAAUCGCCGCUUUGAUGUGCUGGGAGCUGCACUAAGAGGAAAGUGGGAUGCCAUCAUAAGUUUUUAUAACUUCCAGCAAAUGGAACCACUAUCUGAUAUCGAUAGCGAAGGGGAUAACACCAACGUUCUAGUUAGUAGUGUCUCUGGAGAUACCAUUCUUCACAUGUGUGCACUAUGCUGCCAAACUGAUAUUAUGAACCAACUGUUGAGAAUAAUGCCGGCGGCAAAAAGGUUACUGUCGGUACCUAAUAGGAAAGGGAACACAGUGUUACAUGAGGCAGCCAGGACGGGUAUUGUAGAGAUGGCAAUGUUAAUCUUAAAGAAAGAAGUAGAUGGCGGAGGAGAUCAAGUGUUGAUAUCAGUUUCCAACUUAAACGGUGAGACACCUAUAUACUGGGCAGCAAUGUAUGGACAUAAAGACAUGUUGUUAUUUCUAAAUAUAACUGCUACUAGCAGAAGAAUCACAAGCAAAUUCACAUCUCCAUCAAUGGUUGGCCCAUUAACAAUGAGGACUGAUGGAUCAACAAUUCUUCAUGCUGCUGUUCUUGCGGAAUUUUAUGAUAUCGCACUGGAGAUCAUGGAGAUUUACCCAGACCUUGCUUCUGGCAGAAAUGGCGAUGGGGCCAUGGCCUCUCAUUUGUUAGCACUCUCACCUUCUUCUUUCAAGAGUGGAACUAUGUAUUCUCGACAGUACCUUGGGACCACACUAUUUGUUUUGGCCACAAAGGUUGUAAAUAUUAUAUACACAUGGAUCCCCAUCGAGAGCUAUGGGACACAUGAUAGAUUACAACCAGAGUCCUCACGUAAGGAAAAGUUCGGGCAUUACUUCAGAUGGCUAUGUAGAGCUUUUUGGCGUUUGCCUGUUAUCAAAAUCAUUUACAAUGCAAAACUCAAGCACUCUUAUGCACUACAACUCCUUUGGAAGUUACUUGAAAAAGAUUAUGGUCAAUGGACGAUGACUUAUGACGACCCUCCCCUGCAGUACCAACAUCCUUCGACAAUAAAUAACAAAGUUUUAGAGAGACCAAUAAUCUUGGCAACUAAGUUGGGCAUCAUAGAGAUGUUAAAAGAAAUAAUUGAAAUGUAUCCGGAGUCAAUUGAAGUGACAGAUGAAGAAGCUGGAAGAAAUUUGUUGCACUUAGCCGCGGAAUAUAGACAUGAGUCCAUAAUAAACUUCUUGAAGUCAUCGUCAACUAAUUCAAAGAGGAACUUGGACAUGUUAGUCGUGGGAAUUGAUAAAGAUGGUAAUUCCCCACUUCACGCUGCUGCUAAGCUUGGAACACAUAAACCGUGGCACAUUCGCGGAGCAGCACAAUGGAUGCAAUGGGAGUGUGUUUGGUUUCAGCGCGUAAAACGUUUACUUCCACCACAUAUGUUGAUUAUGAAGAACUGCAACAACCAAUAUGCUUAUCAAGUAUUCACUGAAACUCAUAGAGAUCUAAGAGUAGAAGGUGAGAGAUGGUUAAAAGAAGCAUCAAAUAUUUGUAUGUUUAUAUCGGCUUUAAUAGCAACUGUGAUGUUUGCAUCCGCCUUCACUUUACCUGGUGGAAACGACUCACAUUCAGGUCGUCCAGUCUUACUCAAGAACCAAGAUUUUGUACCAUUUCUUCAUUACGUAGGUUUAUCUUUGUUCUUUUCUCUUAUAUCUUUGGGUAUGUUUUUCUCUAUCCACACCGCUCCCUUUGAGGAACACGAAUUCUUUUUACGGUUGCCUUUAAGGGUGGUGUUUGCUGCAACUGCUUUCGUCAAUUCCGUUACUUUCACGGUAUGUGCGUUCUUCCAAACGUGGAUGCUUAUAAGUGGCUGGACAUUCCCUUUAGGCCUGCUUUGCUUUGAUAUUGGAUUAGCUUCUGUUGGGGUUGUCUUCAUUGCGGAAUUAUUCCCGGACAUCAUCGUGGGCUUUAUCUCUUACUUGCUUGACAUUCUUUUCAUUUAGCAAGGAACUGUAGUUACAGUACGGAUGGAAAAAUCAUCUUCCAGUGUAAAUGGAAUAAUGUGCUAGACAUUCUCCUAUUACCCGUUUUCUUUAGUGUUUUGUUUUUGUGCUGUUGUUUUUGUUUUGUUGUUUGCUUGUAAUUCUGAUUUAUGAUGAUGCCUCUCCGGCCGGUGAAAGUCAGUUUUGGAUA